Molecule: messenger RNA, 1050 nt
Organism: Musa acuminata AAA Group (dessert banana)
Lineage: Eukaryota; Viridiplantae; Streptophyta; Magnoliopsida; Zingiberales; Musaceae
Product: ferritin-1, chloroplastic-like
Exons: 8
Coding region: 56-850 (264 amino acids)
Biological process (GO): iron ion transport; intracellular iron ion homeostasis
Cellular component (GO): cytoplasm
Molecular function (GO): ferrous iron binding; ferric iron binding
Source: RefSeq, a predicted model, not a curated record
CUCAUCCUUUCUCCGCCGUCCGCCUUGCUCUUCCAAAUCCUUUGCUGUUCACACCAUGGCGUUGCUUCUCAAGGCCUCCGCCGCUCUCGCUCUUGUUUCCGCCUCCUCCGAGGCCUCGCAGCCGCCUUCUCCCGCCGUCCGCCCUUCCUUGUCUUCUUCUUUCGCUCCUUUUAGAUCUCCGAGGCGAAUGAACCGGCGCGUCUCAACGGCUGUCGCCGCCGGUUCUAACCAUGUCAUCACGGGAGUCGUGUUCCAGCCUUUCGAGGAGAUCAAGAGCGAUGUCUCUCUCGUGCCGGUGGCCCCCGACUCGUCCAUCGCUCGUCAGAAGUACGCCGAUGAGUGCGAGGCUGCCAUUAAUGUACAGAUCAAUGUCGAAUACACUAAUUCGUACAUUUAUCAUGCCCUCUUCGCUUACUUCGAUCGCGACAAUGUGGCGCUGAAGGGCUUCGCCAAGUUCUUUAAGGAGUCGAGCCAAGAGGAACGGGACCAUGCAGAGAAAUUGAUGGAGUACCAAAACAAGCGCGGAGGAAGAGUGAAUCUUCAAUCCAUUGCUACGCCAUUGUCCGAGUUUAAUCACGCCGAGAAGGGUGAUGCACUGUACGCAAUGGAAUUAGCCUUGUGUCUUGAGAAGCUGACAAACGAGAAAUUACUCGGAUUACAUGAUGUGGCCGAAAAAUGCAACGAUGCUCAGAUGGCAGAUUUUAUCGAGAGCGAAUUCCUUGAAGAACAGGUGGAAGCCAUCAAAAAGAUAUCUGAAUAUGUUGCUCAACUGAGAAGAGUGGGGAAGGGACAUGGGGUUUGGCACUUUGAUCGGAUGCUGCUCGAUGAAGGAAAGUUGCAUCAGGCAUAGGAAUCAUGUGGCUUUGUCUUGGUGUGCAGGAUGUCUUAGAUGAGGUCUCUUUACAUGAAGCUUUGGUUUGGCAUUUGUAUUGGUGUUUCUUCAGUAAUAGACUUUUGAGAAUUAGAGACGUGUGUGACAUGGUCCCCUGCUAAAUUUGUUUUUUAUGUAAGUCUAGACCGUAUAAUAAAUGUUGCCGAGCUUAAUACGAA